AAAAUGUUGACUCCCAAAGCUUAUCUACGAAGGAAACUACCCUCUUUCCAAGGAAAAGAUUCUACAAUUUCAUAUCAAAGAAAGUGAUCCUUACAACCCCCAGAAGCAGCAGUCCCUCAAAUUCUAAUGGCAGUAAAGAUGAAUCCUCUGACCAAGCAACGACACCAUUCGGAUACACAAGGAAGGACGUUCUAUUGAUUGGACUUGGAGUUACUUUGGCUGGCAUUGGCCUGAAAAGUGGAUUGGAGCUUUUUGGAGUUGAUCCCUUACAAGCUGGGAAUGUUGUUCAGUUGGUCCUAGUCUUGGGCCUAACUGUUGGAUGGAUUUCCACAUAUAUCUUUAGAGUCUCAAACAAGGAAAUGACUUAUGCUCAACAAUUACGUGACUACGAAAGCAAAGUUAUGGAG
Camellia sinensis is the source of this 407-nucleotide messenger RNA. The record is from RefSeq and is a predicted model, not a curated record. NCBI's taxonomy places the organism in Eukaryota, Viridiplantae, Streptophyta, Magnoliopsida, Ericales, Theaceae.